CGGACGAAGGUCCUGCUUGAGCGUGCGUGGGCAAUCCAGGAGCAGCACUAUGGGAAAGCACAUCCCGAAGUAGCAGUUACUUUGACAAAUUUGGGCAAUGCGCAUGGAGACCUGCGCGGCUACUGGAGGAAGAAGGUCCUGCUUGAGGGUGCGUGGGAAACCCAGGAGCAGCAUUACGGGAAAGAACAUCCCGCCGUAGCAGUUACGUUGACAAAUUUGGGCAAUGCGCAUGGAAAACUGGGCGGCUACUGGAGGAAGAAGGACCUGCUUCAUCAUGCGUUGGAAAUCCAGGUGUGCGAACAUGUGGUGAAGCGAUUGUUCGACAGUGGGAUGUACAGGUAGCAUCUCCUGAAGAGGUCAACAGGGGUAGAGAAGUGUUGAACGAGAGCUCCAAACUUGAGGUCCAUCUUUCACCUUUGCUCAUGGAAGAAUGAUGGAAACAUUGAAUACACGUUUACUGUAUCCACUGUUGAUUGAUGUCAGUGUAGUUUUUGAAGUGUUCACUGUUAUUGUUCACUGUUAUUGCACAGGUGCGCGAUCCUCUACAGUCUUUGUUGGAGGAGGCGACGUGGAUGCAUUGCAUCCACUCUAUACUGUCGUCAACACUUCCAGUUUCUGUGUCAGCGUGUUUUUAUGCACACAAAAGUGUCUUUUCUUCUCAACAAGUUCAGCAAGAAAGCGCUACGUCUUUGCGUUCAGUGCUCAGAGAAUUUCAUUUUACUUAGCCAAGUUUUGUUGGGCACAGUCAGCGAAAAUGGAGAUAUGAUGUAAGCCACGAAAUGGUAACGCCCAUUGGCUAUCAAGAUGUGGGCAGUCCAACCAUAUCUCACCUUACCUCCCAGGCAUAUGCCUGUCUUAAGAUGCGGCAUUCAGAUCAUGUCCUGAGACAGUUUGUCAUUGGAUACAGUUGGAAAAAACCAUGACUUGGCACAUCGCACGCCACAGAUGCAACUUCAGCACUUUUGCUGCCUUGUCGCAUUCUUAGGCAACCACAUGACACCAAGUGUUGCUCUUUGCUGCGCAGAUGCAAGAAAGUUGCAGAAAUAUGUUGUAUAUGAUUGUGGUUUUGACUCUCAGCUGUGUCUGAAGCUUUAACUUUAACCAUCCAUCCACAUCCUGCAGACUUGGCCCAUUUCUUCAGCUUCGUUGCACUCAGGUUGAACUCCUCCCUGGUCAUCGCAUCGCUCUUGUAAAAAAUGGAGCAUGCAUGGCAGAAUUAACGUGAACGCAAUGAUUUCCAACAUGUCAAGACAAGGGAAUCUGUUGGAAAAGUCAAUGGUGCGUGAGUCGGACCCAAAGUUGUUUUCCUGUUUCGAGAUGGUGCUUCUUUGCAGGUGCUUGUUGAUUCUUGUCUGUUAGGAUUUGGGCUCCUGAAUGUGAACAUCGGUGUGUAGCAG
Molecule: messenger RNA, 1397 nt
Organism: Cladocopium goreaui
Lineage: Eukaryota; Dinophyceae; Suessiales; Symbiodiniaceae
Source: the annotation of a GenBank genome assembly